GCCCCGUGGGCGGGAAGCGGCGGCACCAUGUCGGUGAGCGAGAUGUUCGCGGCGCUGCAGGGAGCGCUCGGCCAGGACCAGGACAUCCGAGAGGAGAUCCGGAAGGUGGUGCAGGCGCUGGAGCAGACGGCGCGGGAGAUCCUGACGCUGCUGCAGGGCGUGCACCAGGGGCCCGGCUUCCAGCACAUUCCAAAGAAGUGUCAGAAGGCUCGUGAGCACUUUGGUACAGUGAGGACACAGAUGGAGUCCCUGAAGACCAAGUUUCCUGCUGAUCAGUAUUACAGGUUUCAUGAGCACUGGAGGUUUGUGCUGCAGCGGCUGGUGUUCCUGGCAGCAUUUGUAGUCUACUUGGAGUCAGAAACAUUAGUGACCCGAGAAGCUGUUGCAGAAAUACUUGGGAUUGAAGCUGAUCGAGAACGGGGCUUUCACCUGGACAUUGAAGAUUAUCUUUCUGGUGUAUUAACUCUGGCCAGUGAGCUGGCCAGGCUGGCAGUGAACAGUGUCACAGCUGGGGACUAUUCUCGCCCUCUGCGCAUCUCGACCUUUAUCAACGAGCUGGAUUCUGGCUUCCGCCUCCUCAACCUGAAGAACGACUCCCUGAGGAAGCGCUACGAUGGCCUGAAAUACGAUGUCAAGAAAAUCGAGGAGGUGGUUUAUGACUUGUCCAUCAGAGGACUCAACAAGGAGGCGACAGUUGGUGCAGGCGGGGAGAAGUGAAGGAUGCUCCUGGCACAGCAUCAUCGAUUACCUCAGAUGGUUGCCAAUUUAGGAAGUACCUAGAGAAACCUUCCUACAGUAGUUUAGAAGAACUGCAGCUCAAAGCUGCUCUCUAUUUUCUUACAAAAGGUGUAGUACAGGUGUUAGAUGUUUUGUAAAAUCAUGUCUAGAUUAGGACAGGAGACUGUUUCCAGUGGAAUUCCUCUGUCAAACACACGGUGCUGUUCUCUGCACAGCAGCAAUAGUAGUCAGUAACUCCCAUUAGUUCUGUAGUGUUGCUUCCCUGCUGUCAGGGAAGUGCUGUGGCUCUCUGCUCACACACCCUCAGAGGUGUGUGCACAGCACUGAGCUCAGUGCAGACAUGUGGGAUCUUUAAAGAAACACAGUGUGUAAAUAAUGACUUUUUUUUAAAGACACUUUUUUUUUCUUUUUGUUUCUUAAAUUUUCACCUAUGUAAGUUGAACAAAUUUGCAUAACUGUUUAUGAACCAGAUCUCUUUUUUUAACGGUUUCUCAUAAUGUACACCCUGUAAUUGAGAAAUUAGUGAAAAUACUCCUGAGAAUUCCUCUAUUGGAACUGGUGUCUUGCACCCCAGUGUCUCUGUCUCUCUCUCUCUCUCUGUCUCGUAUUUUUUUCUUUCCACCAUCAUUUCAGUUACCAGGGAGAGCAAGGUUUUCUUAGGUACCUGCUUUCUCUGUCUGGUAUUUGUUUUAGUGGCAUGAGUUAAUGCAGAGUUUAAAAUUAUGAUUUGCCUUGAGAACUCUGUAACCAAUUUUUAUGUUUUUUUAGCUUCCAAGUUUUCUGAAUAGAGAAGUGUAAACUGACAAACCGCAGGUGGUGUCUGAGUUGUAACAACCUGUCCAGGCCACAACUGUACCUGUAUCCUGGGAUUAAAAACCAAAAAACACCACAAAACUAUAGUUUGUGUAGUAAAAUGUUUGUAUCUCCAGAAAUGAGGAGGUUACUGCUUUCAGGUAAGUGUGUAAGAUGUUUGCAAACACCAACAGCCUCUUUCAUGCGUGUAAACGGACAGACUCAUGCCUCCCCAUGUGUUUGUUCUCUUGUCCUAAAUGACUUUGAGUUUUGCCAUUCUCCUACUUCUGGUGAUGCAGGAGGGUGAAGGAGAACAGCUGACUUAGGAGGAGGAGGAAUACUUCAGAGGAUGAAUGGGAACGGUCAAGUUUAUGCAGAGUUUGUUUGCGUUUCAGUUUCUUAGUGAAGAUUUACCACUGAGUUAGGGGGUUUUGUUUUUUGGAAGAAAAUGGUUUCUUGGUUAUUUUGGCCAAUAAAAGCUGUUCUUUGAUUAUG
Molecule: messenger RNA, 2025 nt
Organism: Melozone crissalis (California towhee)
Lineage: Eukaryota; Metazoa; Chordata; Aves; Passeriformes; Passerellidae
Gene: TSN
Product: translin
Exons: 6
Coding region: 28-717 (229 amino acids)
Biological process (GO): RNA metabolic process
Cellular component (GO): cytoplasm; nucleus
Molecular function (GO): RNA binding; single-stranded DNA binding; sequence-specific DNA binding
Source: RefSeq, a predicted model, not a curated record